UUGCAGAAACUUUAUCUCUUUUACAAAGAAAUCUCGCUAUUAAUCAUCAAGAUGACUGAGACAUCUUCAGCUCAAGUUGAGGAGAAGGCUCCGGCUAAAGUCGACUCGCCAAAGAAAGCAGCCGCUAAGAAACCAGCACUGAAGGCCACUCACCCGAGUGCCGCUGAAAUGGUCACUGCUGCUAUCAAAACUCUUGGCGAACGUGGAGGAUCAUCACUUCAGGCCAUCAAGAAGUAUAUCGCCGUGACCUAUAUGGUUGACGUUGACAAGCAAGCGCCGUUCAUUAAGAAGUUCCUCAAGUCAGCUGUCACCAAGGGAACUCUGGUUCAAACCAAAGGAAAAGGCGCAUCUGGGUCAUUUAAAUUGGCACCCACCAAGGCAGCAUCCAAACCCAAAGUUGCUGGUGAAAAGAAAGCAGCUGCUAAAAAACCUGCAGCCAAGAAACCAGCAGCUAAGAAAGCAUCUGGUGAAACCAAGACUGCGAAGUCGCCUGCGUCACCUAAAAAGUCGCCAGUCAAGAAACCAAGUUCACCUAAAAAACCGGCUGCUAAAUCUCCAACUAAAGCUAAAACAGCAGCUUCUCCUAAGGCCAAGAAAGCAACCAAGGCUCCAACAGCGAAGCCCAAGUCACCGAAACCUAAGAAGGCUGCUCCCAAAAUUGCCAAGUCUCCAGCUAAAAAAGCCGCUGCUAAAAAUUAGUAUAAUUACUAAUUGAUGAUUGAUUUUAAAAUAUAAACCCAACGGCCCUUUUCAGGGCCACCCAAAUUUUUUAAAACGUAUUCUACUCUUCAAGUCUGAGGCUCAGCUGUACGCUCAAAUUCUCGAAUUUUAGAUUUCUAUUAAUUCAUUGUCAUUUCAGCAGUUUCCGGUGAAAUCCAUAAACUUCGGAAGAUUUUCAUUAUUCAAGUCCCGUAAUUACUUAGAACGCAACUGAAAAUUUUAAUUUCUGGAUAUGUCAUGAGUAAUUUUACUAUUUUCAUUUUUUAUUAUAAAU
Microplitis mediator is the source of this 994-nucleotide messenger RNA. Its product is annotated as histone H1, orphon-like. Gene Ontology annotation, molecular function: nucleosomal DNA binding; structural constituent of chromatin; double-stranded DNA binding. Lineage: Eukaryota; Metazoa; Arthropoda; Insecta; Hymenoptera; Braconidae. The record is from RefSeq and is a predicted model, not a curated record. The transcript has a single exon. Gene Ontology annotation, cellular component: nucleus; nucleosome. Bases 52 to 699 code for a protein of 215 amino acids. Gene Ontology annotation, biological process: chromosome condensation; nucleosome assembly; negative regulation of DNA recombination.